AUGGAUCUUCACAGUUUCGGCCGUGUCCAUCUGGUGCAGUCGAAACACAAUCAUCGAUUCUACGCGAUCAAGGUCCUGAAGAAGGCGCAGGUGGUCAAGAUGAAACAGGUCGAGCAUACGAAUGACGAGCGACGAAUGCUCAAUCGCGUCAGGCAUCCGUUCUUGAUCACAUUGUGGGGUACCUGGCAAGACUCAAAGAAUCUGUACAUGGUGAUGGACUUUGUGGAGGGUGGAGAGCUCUUCAGUUUACUUCGCAAAUCUCAGGCUGAUGUCAUGGACCCAUCGCAGCGGUUCCCAAACCCUGUCGCCAAGUUCUAUGCGGCCGAGGUGACUCUCGCGCUGGAAUAUCUGCACUCUCAGCAGAUUAUUUACCGAGACCUGAAGCCAGAGAAUCUGCUACUGGACCGGCACGGCCACCUGAAGAUCACCGAUUUUGGGUUCGCGAAGGAGGUCCCUGACAUCACCUGGACUCUUUGUGGAACGCCCGAUUACCUUGCUCCAGAAGUUGUUUCGUCCAAGGGUUAUAAUAAAUCAGUUGAUUGGUGGUCACUUGGAAUUCUCAUCUUCGAAAUGUUGUGCGGCUUCACACCCUUCUGGGACAGUGGCUCGCCCGUCAAGAUCUACGAGAACAUUCUUCGGGGCCGUGUCAAGUACCCGCCCUACCUUCACCCGGAUGCCGUCGACUUGCUCUCCCAGCUCAUCACAGCGGACUUGACCAAGCGGCUGGGUAACCUUCACGGAGGUUCCGAAGAUGUGAAGAACCACCCUUGGUUCGCGGAGGUCACCUGGGAUCGUCUUGCACGAAAGGACAUCGAUGCUCCUUAUGUUCCCCCUAUCCGCGGAGGUCAGGGUGAUGCCAGUCAAUACGAUCGCUAUCCUGAGGAGACGGAACAAUACGGCCAGCAGGGCGAUGAUGUGCAUGGCCAUUUUUUCCCUGACUUCUAG
Molecule: messenger RNA, 945 nt
Organism: Aspergillus thermomutatus
Lineage: Eukaryota; Fungi; Ascomycota; Eurotiomycetes; Eurotiales; Aspergillaceae
Gene: pkaC
Product: cAMP-dependent protein kinase catalytic subunit pkaC
Exons: 5
Coding region: 1-945 (314 amino acids)
Biological process (GO): peptidyl-serine phosphorylation
Cellular component (GO): cAMP-dependent protein kinase complex; nucleus
Molecular function (GO): ATP binding; cAMP-dependent protein kinase activity
Source: RefSeq, a predicted model, not a curated record